GAAGAGCGUGUUUUCCUUUUAACUUUUUUGAGGUUAUGUUAUAUGUAUAAAAAUUUCAAAAUUUUCCAUAUAUUUUUAAAAAAACUGAAAAAUGGCAAAAUAUAUAGCCCAAAUAAUAAUAGCCGGUUCGCAAGUGAUCGGAAGAGCAUUCGCGAGAGCCUUAAAGCAAGAAAUAGAGGCGUCACAACAAGCGGCCCAAAGAUUGGGCAAUCAGAACAAUGCCAAAACCCGAAGCGAAAGAGUGGCAAAUCAAAAAUUAGGGCUUACUUUAGACGAGGCGAAACAAAUUUUAAAUAUAUCCAAAUUGUCGAAAGAAGAGAUUGAAGAAAGGUAUAACAGUCUCUUUAAAGCGAACGAAAAGGCCUCUCUAUAUCUCCAGUCAAAAAUUGUAAGAGCAAAAGAACGACUAGACCACGAACUCAAAAAUUCAGAUAGUAAAGAACAAACUACGAAAGAAGGUAGCAAUACGUAGUAUUUAAACAAAUUAGGAACAAUUUUAGUAGCAUUUGUGAUGUAUAUUUUCCAUUUUCCUCUUUUUUUUCUUGAAGACACUACCUAAUAUAUUGCUAAGUAGAUAAGUUGAAUUUUACUUGUUACAAAAAAACAUAUUAAAGUAUAAGUAAAACAAUGAAAUAUGAAAGCCAUAUUUAUUGCAAUAAAUAUCGAUAUGAAAAGUUGCUCUCUUCGUUUGCUUUUCUAAUACAGAAUAAGUAUUUUGUACCUUGUACCCACAUGUGUUCCCUUACAAAGGCACAAAUUAUAUUAUUCAAAUUAUUGUCCUUCAGGUCUUAUAUUAGACAAAUAUAAAAUUAUUUUCAAAACAACUUGGUUUUUCCAUAUAAUUUCAAACACUGUGUUUCAUAUUUGCUUAACACUUGCCUUUGCUCAAUAUUCAAUUCGGGAAUUUUGUGGCUUGGUUGAUUUUUAGUUUUUUGGCACCAAAGAUAAGUUUUGCCUUAAAAUAAAUUCCAAUUGAUUUAAGGAGAUAGUUGUUUAUAUUUUAGAUAUACCAUCAAGUAUACCAGCUUCCAGAUUUUUCAUAGGUUUUUUAAUAUUAAUCACUUCAUUAGCUGAACUAUCUGAAUUUGAACUAAAACCCUGAAAUGAUUGUUUUCUUAGAUUGGGUUCGAUUUCCCUUGAUAUACCCAUACCUUACCAAGACUAUUGAGACGAGUUAAAAACAUCCUUUGCAAAAAAAUGGCCAUUCUUGAAAACUGAAAAUUUUGGUCAUAAAAUAUAAUACUUUGAAAUACUUGUCAUCAAACAUGUCAAGGUCAAGUCCACUAUGAUUUUUUCAAAUUGUUCACAUGUUCUUAUAUUUUACUUAGUAAAAUUUUAUUUUGACUAAAGAAAAUAGUGCUAUUUAAGCCUAAUAAAUAUACAAAAUAUUCUUAACUAAACGCGACAACUUAAUUAAAAUUUUUUUUUUACUGUCUUAUUAUUGAAGUAUUUUCUUGUACUUCAGGACCCUUAUGGGUACCAUCACAGAAAGGUCUAUUUGCAGUAUGUUUACAGUUACACAACCAAUAGUCCUUGGUUUCUUCUACUACAAAUCU
Ceutorhynchus assimilis (cabbage seed weevil) is the source of this 1556-nucleotide messenger RNA. NCBI's taxonomy places the organism in Eukaryota, Metazoa, Arthropoda, Insecta, Coleoptera, Curculionidae. The record is from the annotation of a GenBank genome assembly.